AUGGUAAUGGCUACUAUCGCAAAUAUCCCCCGCAUCUCAUCUACCAGACUCGCAGAGUUAAUUCUUUUGGAAACGCAAAAGUCUCCUAAUUUGGAUGAAACAACACCACCCACUCAUGUUGCUGUGGUCGAUGUACGAGACUCUGAUCACAUUGGUGGACAUAUAAGAUAUUCUUUUCACGAGCCCUCAAAUACUCUAGAUUAUCGUAUGCAGGAGCUUGUGUAUCGACUAGAGUCACGAAAGAUUGUCGUCUUUCACUGUGCAUUAUCGCAGGAAAGAGGCCCGGCUGCUGCACUACGGUACCUGCGCGAACGAGAGAGACUAAUGGAUAUUCCGAGUAAUCAGGAAACGUCGACACGCGUUAGUAUGGAAACCCUAUGUAAUGAGGUACGCGAGAGUAGCUUCGAAGAGAAUCGCAGGCAGCUGGUCUUUAUCCUAGACGAAGGAUUCGUUGGAUGGCAAAAAGAAUAUGGGGAGGAUUCUCGACUAACUGAGGGCUUUAGGAAAGACCUCUGGCGUGUGUGA
This is a messenger RNA of Blumeria graminis f. sp. triticale, 525 nucleotides long. The record is from the annotation of a GenBank genome assembly. Lineage: Eukaryota; Fungi; Ascomycota; Leotiomycetes; Helotiales; Erysiphaceae.